This is a messenger RNA of Hydractinia symbiolongicarpus, 4637 nucleotides long. RefSeq names its product ATP-dependent RNA helicase A protein-like. Gene Ontology annotation, cellular component: intracellular anatomical structure; ribonucleoprotein complex; nucleolus. Gene Ontology annotation, biological process: regulation of mRNA processing; positive regulation of transcription by RNA polymerase II. The record is from RefSeq and is a predicted model, not a curated record. The transcript is spliced from 26 exons. Lineage: Eukaryota; Metazoa; Cnidaria; Hydrozoa; Anthoathecata; Hydractiniidae. The coding region runs from base 25 to 3795 and encodes 1256 amino acids. Gene Ontology annotation, molecular function: ATP binding; double-stranded RNA binding; 3'-5' DNA helicase activity.
UCCGCCGCCGGCCUUUUCAGCAACAUGGCGGGAGAAGUGAAAGGAUUUUUGUUUUCAUGGGCUGGAAAACAGCUGAAAGCUCGUCCUGAAUUUACUAUUUUACCAAAUGGACCACAAAGAUUUAAUUACCAGGCAACACUACAAGGUGUUGACUAUGUUGCUACGGGAGGUGGAAGUAACAAAAAAGAAGCGGAAGCUACAGCAGCUCGAGAUAUGUUACAUCAUUUAAUACAGAAUGGUUUUAUUGCGCAAAAUUCUGUUCCACCAAAUAUGUUGAGUGGUCAGUCAUAUUCUAUGGCUUUACCACAAAGUGGAAUACAAAAUUCUCAACCUGCAACACUACCUAAAAACAUGCCAAGAGCACCUCAUGAAUUAGCAGCCAUGCAACAAGCGCAAAACCAACUGAAGAAUGUUCCACAAUCAACUACACCAGCCUCGUUAAUGAGUGCUCCAGUAUUACCACCUCCUGAGUUACCAACUGAAUUUGGACAACGAAAUUAUCAUUACAGUAUGUACGACAACAAGAGAAAAUUAGAAGAGGCAGAAGAGGUGGAUACAAAUGCUCACUUGCAUGGUAAUUGGACGAUUGCCAAUGCAAAAUCACGUCUACACCAGUUUCUACAACAACGUAAAAUACCAGCUGAUUUUAAAUAUUUUUCUGAGGGUCCAGAUCAUGCCAGGUUUUUUCGUGCUGAACUUAAUUUUUGGGUAAAAGAGGCAAGACGUCAAUUGAGUGGCAAAGGUAGUGCAGCAACAAAAAAACUUGCAGCUCAAAACUGUGCACUUAGUUUGGUACGACAACUGUAUCAUAUGGGUGCUAUUGAAAUGGCAGAAGCUGGCCAGGUACAAUGCAAAAAGAGAAAAACAGAUGAUUUACCUCCCUAUGCAGUCACCCUUCAACCGGAGAUUGAAAGAAAGUUGCAGGAAGUGUUGGAAUUGCGAAAUAUAAUACCAGUGCAGGAGCCCAAAUUAGGAGAAAAAGUCAAUUUGCAACUUCCACCUCUACCUGUUAAUUUUGACAAUGUGCAAAGAGAUGAACACCAAGUAAUACAUUGGGAAGCACCAAACCCAAGCUGGCACCCAUGGAUAGCUCAACCAACAAUCAUUGAGGGUGCAGAAGAAUAUAUGGAACCUCCCCCUACUGGCAAUGAUUUAUAUGAUGAAUUCCAAAUGAAAUGGCAGGAACAAAACUUCAAAGAUAUGUUGGAGAAGAGGAAAGCACUUCCUGUCUACAAUCAUAAAGAAGAAAUUUUGAACAUUGUUCGUGAGAACCAAGUUGUAAUUAUACGAGGAGCAACUGGUUGUGGAAAGACUACACAGGUACCACAAUAUGUUUUGGAUGAUUUCAUUUUGAACAGCAUUGGUGACCAGUGUAAUGUUGUUGUUACUCAGCCUCGUCGUAUCAGUGCUAUAAGUGUGGCAGAGAGAGUAGCUACUGAGAGAUGUGAACCACUUGGAAAUAGUAUUGGUUAUUCUGUUCGAUUCGACUCAGUACUACCCAGAAGCCACUCGUCAAUAUUUUUUUGCACAGUAGGUGUACUUCUGCGAAAGCUGGAAAAUGGUCUGGCUGGUGUUUCUCAUGUUAUUGUUGACGAAAUUCACGAACGUGAUAUUAAUUCUGACUUUUUGAUUGUCAUUCUUCGUGAUAUGAUUUCCUCAUUUCCAAACUUACGAGUGAUUUUGAUGAGUGCAACUAUUGACACUUCCUUGUUUUCCGAUUACUUUGGUGGAUGUCCAGUCAUUGAAUUAGAGGGAAGGGCUCAACCUGUUCAAGAGUAUUAUCUUGAAGAUAUUAUUCAGAUGUUGAGUUUUGUUCCUCCUUUAAAAGAGAAAAAAAGAAAAAGAGAUGUUGAUGUUGAUGUGGAAGAAGAGGAAAAUAUGAACAAAAUAUGCAGCAACGAUUAUUCUUUACAAACAAAAAACUCAAUGGGUCAACUAAGUGAAAGAGAGACAUCAUUUGAACUUGUUGAGGCUUUGUUGUCGUAUAUAGCAACAUUAGAUGUACCUGGAGCUGUCCUGGUGUUCUUACCUGGAUGGAACCUCAUUAUGUCAUUGUUGAAACAUCUUCAACAGCACCGCGAAUUCGGUACUUCAAAGUAUCGGGUGCUACCCUUGCAUUCUCAAAUACCUCGUGAAGACCAGAGGAGGGUUUUUCAGUCAGUCCCAGACGGUGUUCGAAAGAUCAUCUUGUCAACAAACAUAGCUGAGACGAGUAUUACCAUCGAUGAUGUUGUCUUUGUGAUCGAUUCUUGCAAAGCGAAAAUCAAGCUGUUUACCUCCCACAACAAUAUGACAAACUAUGCAACAGUGUGGGCGUCUAGAACUAACAUGGAACAAAGAAGAGGGAGAGCUGGUCGUGUUCGACCUGGUUUCUGUUUCCAUUUAUGCAGCAGAGCUCGCUUUGAUAAGUUGGCACAGCAUACUACACCAGAAAUCCUAAGGACACCAUUGCACGAGUUGGCUCUAAAAAUCAAACUUUUAAAAUUAGGAAAAAUACAAAACUUUUUAAACAAAGCAAUGGAACCACCUCCUAUGGAUGCUGUGGUAGAAUCGUUGGCUCUGUUGAAAGAAAUGGAAGCCCUGGAUGGAAAUGAACAUUUGACUCCGUUGGGUUUUAUACUUGCAAAAUUGCCUAUUGAACCUAGACUGGGAAAGAUGAUCAUUUUAGGAUGUGCUUUCCAGGUUGGUGAUGCCAUGUGCACAAUAGCAGCCAGUACUUGUUUUCCUGAACCUUUCGAAACACCUUCUGAUCGAAAGAGAUUAGGAUGGGUACACAAAAAAUUUGCCGGUAACCGGAACAGUGAUCAUUUAGCAAUGCUUUGGGCUUUUCAGCAAUGGCAAGACGCGAGAGGUGUUGACGAAACAGCCGAACAACAUUUUUGUGAAACACACGAAUUAAAUAUGUCGACUUUGCGCAUGACAGACGAUGCUAUUAUGCAACUGAAGGAUUUGUUAUGUAACAUUGGUUUUCCUGAAGAUAGUCUACAUCCGCAGCCUUUCAAUUAUCGUGGUUUGGAUGAACAGUUAGAUUUGGUGACUGGUUUGUUGUGUAUGGGAUUGUAUCCAAACAUAUGCAUACAUAAAGAUAAACGAAAAGUCUUAACCACAGAAGGAAGCGCUGCUUUGAUCCACAAAUCAUCAGUGAACUGCACGAACAGAGAGAUAACCUUCACUUCACCAUUUUUCGUGUUUGGAGAAAAGAUUCGUACUCGAGCAGUAUCGUGUAAACAAAUGACAAUGAUCUAUCCUGUUCAGUAUCUCAUCUUCAGUCCCUGCAAAGCAGAAUCUUCAACCAAUUUAGUUAAUAUUGAUGACUGGAUUGAUUUACAAAUUCCGCAUUAUCAAGCUGCUUCGCUUGUGGCAAUGAGAAAUAUAAUUGAAGAUCUUGUUAUUCGAGUUGCCAACAAUCCGCAAGUGAUCACCGAGCCCAGUCCUGACGAUACUUUGGUAUUGACGUUGAUCCGAAUGUUAUCAAGAAGCGAUGCGGGCUCAUACAUGGUACAACAACCUGAACAGAGGGAUAACGUUGGUUUUAGGAAUGACUUCAGAGGAGGGCCACCACGUGGGCCAAUGAACCGUGGUGGUAGAGGACAAUUUAGUUCAUACGCUAAGCCACGUGGUUAUCAAGGACCUCGACAUUUCCGUGGCAACCGAGGUGGGGGAUAUGGAGGCAGUGGAGGCUAUCGUGGUGGCGGUGGUGGUGGAGGUUACCGUGGAGGAGGUGGUGGUGGCGGUUAUCGUGGAGGAGGUGGUGGUUUUGAUAGAGGCGGUUAUCGUGGCCGCGGUGGUUGGUAAAUUUCCAAGUGAGAGACACUCAACAACUGAAAAGAAGAUUCAGUUAAAGAGAGAUUGUAUUUUCAUACCAUUUCUGAAUGACUUUAAUGAAGACUCACACACAAAACAGUUAACAAAUUUGUUUCACUCAAAACAGAAAGACUUUGCAUAGAAUGUUGAGGUGAUUUCGAACAACGAACGAAGGAUCACUCAACUGCUGAAUGUUAACGACUAUAAAAAAUUGUAAAUUCAUCACUCUUGGUAAACUAAUCGCAAAAAGCGUGUUGCGGUGUGGAAACAACACCAAAUUUCGAAUAGUUUUUUCUACCAAUUUUAAUUAACCCUCCUUCAUAUUAAAAAAAAAUUAGGUUACCAAGAGUAUGGUUUUUCAUUUUUGUGGAACAAGUUAAACAAGUUGAACAUCAGAAAAUAAGCUUAUGUGUUUUGAAACUUUAGUAUAGGUCAAAUUUCUUUUGUGGCUUACUCAACGAAUCGACAUUUUUGUCCAAAUCAUCUAAUUUUUAUCAUUUUUAUCAAAUUUUGUAGGAUCAGCAAAAAUGUGGACCAAUGAGAUAUUGGAUUUAGCACAGCCAUAUUCAAGAAGUAAUGUUUUGUUGGCGUUGUCAUAAGCCACAGUUAAAACCUUCAUAUUUUUUAAGGUUUUUAGAAAAAAAACCGUUGCAGAUUAUUUAGCAGCCUAAAAACCAUUUGAAAAAGUAUUAACUGAACUUAUAUGAGUGAGAAAAUAACAAUGAUAUCUGUUUAGUUAAAGGUAGUACAUCAGUGCCUAUUUCUAUGGACUUUUGUAACUCAUUUUCAUUUUUUUACAAAAAUUUUAGAAACCGGUUAUCCGCAAAAAUCUC